UUUCUUUCUUUUAUCCAAAACAACAUGCGUUCUCGUAUUCUUCGUGAUAUUAAAGCUCGCCAAUCCCUUGCUGAUAACGAAUUGACUCGUCAAGCCUAUCGAUAUAUCACUCGUAACGAAACUCUUCCUGCUCGUGUUCGUCAUCAAGCUCAACUUGCUCUCAAUGCUAUGCCUAAACAAUCUUCUCCUACUUACAUCUCUAAUCGUUGUGUUGCCACUGGUCAUGGUUCUGGUAUCUUACGUGAAUUCAAACUAUGUCGAUUUCAAUUCCGUUUGAAGGCUUUGAAUGGUGAAUUACCUGGUGUCAAGAAAGCUUCUUGGUAAAUGGGUAUUCUUCUCCAUUUUUGAUAUCUUCUUUUGAUCUUUUUUUUUUCCCUAUGACUUUCUUCUUUUUUUUCUUCUUUCUCUUACAUCGACAUCCGCACAAUGCUCUCACAUACACACACAACAAAACAAACAUAUACAUUCACAUAUAUUUUUAUAAAUGUAACCCUUUCCUAUCUUCAUUGUACAGUAUUAUCCUUCUUUUUAUUAUUAUUUUAUUCUAUAUAGACUUACAAAAUAUCAAUCAAAAUAAAAACAUCCAAAAGCAAAAAUGAUCUAUUUUUGUCUAUUUCAUUUUA
Halteromyces radiatus is the source of this 623-nucleotide messenger RNA. RefSeq lists its product as uncharacterized. Gene Ontology annotation, biological process: translation. Gene Ontology annotation, molecular function: structural constituent of ribosome. Lineage: Eukaryota; Fungi; Mucoromycota; Mucoromycetes; Mucorales; Cunninghamellaceae. Gene Ontology annotation, cellular component: ribosome; mitochondrial small ribosomal subunit. The transcript has a single exon. The coding region runs from base 25 to 324 and encodes 99 amino acids. The record is from RefSeq and is a predicted model, not a curated record.